Mugil cephalus (flathead mullet) is the source of this 7936-nucleotide messenger RNA. RefSeq names its product cat eye syndrome critical region protein 2. Gene Ontology annotation, cellular component: CERF complex. Bases 153 to 5042 code for a protein of 1629 amino acids. NCBI's taxonomy places the organism in Eukaryota, Metazoa, Chordata, Actinopteri, Mugiliformes, Mugilidae. Gene Ontology annotation, biological process: chromatin remodeling. The record is from RefSeq and is a predicted model, not a curated record. The transcript has 19 exons. Gene Ontology annotation, molecular function: protein binding.
UGAAACAGAUUGAAACGCAAUGGCAACUGCCCCAACGGCACGGCAGCAACAACUUUUAUCCUGUUUGUAAUGACACGGAGACAGCGACGCCGCUGAAGGAAACUACUUUCUAAUGUGAGAACUACAAGUCGAACAAUUCCGCCAGCCCGAAAAUGUCCCAGGGAUGUACCGUUUCUGUGGAAGAAAUCCAGUCUUGGUGGGAAGUCCCCGCCAUAGCCCACUUCUGCUCGCUGUUCAGGACAGCGUUCAACCUUCCCGACUUUGAAAUAGAGGAGCUGGAGAAAGCCCUGUCGGAACAGGACUUGGACUUCCUCGGGGACCUCGUUGCGUGUCUGUUGCAGGGAUGCUAUCAGCGCACCGACAUCACUCCCCGAGCAUUUAGCAGUUACCUGGACGACAUCAUAAGCUACCGCUGGGAACUGGAAGAGGGGAAGCCAAACCCACUUCGAGAGGGGUCCUUUGAGAGUCUCCCGCCUCGCACUCAGGUGGAACUGCUGCACCGGCUCUGUGACUACCGCCUGGAUGCUGCCGAUGUCUUUGACCUGCUUAAGGGGUUGGAUGCAGACAGCCUGAGGGUUGAACCCCUGGGGCAAGAUGGAAACGGAGCCCUCUACUGGUACUUUUAUGGCACUCGUAUGUACAAAGAAGAGCCAGUCAAGAGGAAGACAGAGAAGCUCGGUGAAACAACUGAACUAACAUUACCGGAAAAAAAGAAGAGGGGGAGACCACCAAAGAAGAGGAGGUUGGACGACCCUCAGCUAAGUGAUGCGGAUAGUGAAGACAUGACAGACGCGAAAGAAGACGAUGGACCAGUGGAGCUUCCCCCAAGCACAGGCCAUAAGCGUGGCGCUUGGUCCCUCGUGUGUGAUACAGAGGAAGAAUGGGUCAGUCUGGCAGAAAGCAUCAAGGACAAAACCUCCCCACAGGAUCGCCACCUCUACCGUGUCAUCAGCCAGAACUUCCUGCCUGAGAUCAGCAGCAUGAUUGAGCACAAGGAGCGGGAGCAGAAACAGAAGUUACUGGACCCAGCCCCAGUUCGCAUAUCACAGCGGUUCUCUGAAAAUCACAUCAAACAAGAUAAUGAGGACCAUGUCAAGACCAUAGGAGAGGAGGAAAAGACAAAAGACGAAGAGCUUGACAGACAGAUCCUGCUGGCGGAGCAGCGGCGAGAAGAGGAAAGACUUCUGCAGGAAGAACGCCAGAGAGAGAAGAUGGAGAAGAUCAAAGCAGUGGAGGAGCGAGCAAAGAGACGAAAGAUGCGAGAGGAAAAGGCCUGGUUGCUGUCUCAAGGAAAAGACCUGCCGCCUGAACUCCUGAAUCUAGAGCCGUCCUCUCCUGUCCACAGAACACGCAGGAAUAAAGAAUUCUAUGAAAUUGAUGAUGACUACACUGCUCUAUAUAAAGUGCUCGAGGCGCUGAAAGCCCACAAAGAUGCUUGGCCUUUCUUAGAGCCUGUUGAUGACUCCUAUGCUCCCAAUUACCACGAAAUUAUCCAGACUCCUAUGGACCUGUCCACCAUCGAGAAGAAACUCAAUGAUGGGGAGUACGUUUCCAAGGAGGAGUUCAUUGCCGACGUGAAACUCAUGUUUGAAAACUGCGUCGAGUACAAUGGAGAUGACAGUGAGUACACUAUCAUGGCGGAGUCUCUAGAGCGGUGUUUUAACCGGUCACUAUUAAAGCACUUUCCUUCUGAGGAUGGUGACACAGAUGAGGAGUUCCACAUCAGCCGGGAAGACAAGGAGCGCAAGGACAAAAAGCGCAACCGUGGAAAUAAACAUUUGGGACCUGAAAGCUUGAUCAAAGCUACCGAGCAAGUCCAGCGCAAGCGAAACUUCCAGGGAGGCAAGGGCAGCACGCCUUCAGAUGAAGAGGACAGCAAGCUCACACGACCACCUCCCCCUCACUACUGGGGCAAUGGUCCCCCUUACCUCCACAGCUACCCCCCAAGUCAGCAACACAUGCAUGAAGGAGACCUUCGGCGAAUGUACCACCCAGGGCAACAGCUCCGUCGACCUCCUGGUCCCCUCGGUCAUCAUGGUCCACAUAUGUAUGCCCAAAGAAUGCCCAUGGAUCCACGCUUUUCCUAUCCACUUCAUGUGGCCAGACAUGGAGAUCCCAACUUGAACCGCUUGCCCCACAACUUAAACAUGCAGCAUCGGAUGGUUGAGGGGCAUCCCAUGGGCCCCAGGUAUCCAAUGGGCCCUGAUCCUAACCAGCAACAGCCUCCGCAGCAGCACCCCUACAUGGGUCCGACGCACGGCCCAUCCUUGGGCCCACGUCCCAUGGCCCACCAGCCUGGACCUCCUCCUGAAGGCAGCAUGUACCCAUCCCACCACCGUCCAGAGGGCCCUCCCAUGCAUCCUAUGGACAACAGAUUCUCAGGGCCCGACCGACAGCCUCAGCACAACUACCCGGGCAUGAGGCCCCCUGGUAUGGGUUUGUCUAACAUGUGGACUGGUGUCAAUCAUCAGGGCCAGGAGAGGCCCAAUGCCAUGCACAUGCAGGAUCCCAACAUGGUGAACCAGCGCAACUAUGGUUAUGGUGGAAUUCCCCCUCCAGUGGGGCAUAAACCAUGGCCAGAAGCUGCUGGAUACCCCCACCAUCCUUCCAAUGCCCAGUAUCAAAUAACUGCCGCGUCCGACUCCCCAGGGCCCAUGUCCUCACGGCCGCCUGCGCCCCACCCAGACUCCUCUGGCAGGACACGUUUGGCUUCCAUGCUGGAGAGCCCAGAGAUGCUGGCCCUGCAGCAGCUGUCAGCCUCUUCUGGACCCCCUGCUGGUGCCCCUCAUCAGCACGUAGGAAACUUACAGCAGCCUGGGCCCCCAACUGGAAUUGGCACCAUCCCAGCACACCCCUCUCAGCAUCCUCCCCCUGCCCCUGAGGUUCAGCUGCUGCGUCCUGCUGGAGACAAAGGGCCAGACAGCCAGUCUUCCCAACAGACAGACUCACACCCCAAAGGCAUGAUGUCAAAGAGCAAAAUGGCAGCCAACAACGUUCCAGAUGAAGAAUCAUCACACAAAAACAUUGCUUCAAUUAACCAAGAGCACCCGUCCAUCCCUAGCCCCACAGGACAUUACAGUGGGCCAGCAGAUAGAAUGCAGAGCCCCACAGGCCCCACUUUGGGCAGAUCACAAGAGAGCUCCACUGGAGCAGGGCCCGCGAAUAACUUAACAGAAAGCCCCAAACAGGAGGUAGAUGGCCAAGGACAAUCUGCUAGCCACUUUCCUGCACAACCCAAUAGUGCCAUUACCGUCUCAACCAACUCAACCGAUCCUGCACCAUCCAACCCUCCUCAACAUACACCCAACAGUCCACACCAAAAUGCUCCAAGCCCCGCGCUUCUUCCCCAGAACGUACCACCAUUGCAUGUUACGAGCUCUCCGAAUUCCACUCAGCAAAUCUCAGAGAACAACUUGAGACACGCACAGAAUGCACAUCAGCUAAGCGAACACCAGCAGAACAUCCAAAAACACGAACAACCUCAAGCAAAUGGUACCCCUCCCCAAAGCUUCCCUCAGAACUCUCCUCAGCCGAUGACCCAGAACACGCAGCAGCAUAAUUCAGUGCUACCUUCCCACCAGGUCACCCAAAGUAUCUCACCACAAUGCCCUACACAGAGCAUGCAUGGGACACCACAGAGUUCCAUUCAAGGUACCCAGCCUGUACCCCCCCAGCCAGCUCCUCUCACCUCUUUGCCACCCAGUCAUCCUACUCCGCUAUUACCCUCCCAACCUAGCCCAGCAGACCAUGGAAAUCAAAGACCUAGUGAGCCUACUAGUAGGCCAGACACAGAGGGUGCUGCCAUUUCUCCAAAGCCCACCAUGAUGACUCCAGGACCUCCAAGUACUAAUCAUAAACACCAGGCUUUUAGCCCCAAUCCCCAUCAAACCCAGCUUAUGGGUAGUAACCUGGGUAUGCAGGCCCAAAGAGGGACACCAAAUGGUCACAAUCCAGCCAUGCCUCCCCACUCACAAGGCCAGGUAAAUGGAGCUAUGGGUCCUUAUGGCACGGGAAACCCUCCACAUCCACACUACAAUCAGACAAACAUGACCAGACCUAUGCAUCCAUCUGCUCACCACCCAUAUCACAACCAGGCAAUUAAUGCCCUUCACGGUCCUGCUCCCCACCCCACCUACCACCAGCAAGGAGGGACUGCCUACCCCUACCACAUGCAAGGUCAGCAGCACCCUCAGGCUCAUAAUAACAUGUACCCACCUCAUCAGUACCAGCAGCAGACCUAUUUCUCCCAACCUCAUCCCCAAGCCCAGGUCCAUACCCAGGCCAACAGUAGAGGGGGUUACCCUCCAGAGGAAUGGCAACGGGCUCAUUAUCAUCCUCGCCAGCCAAUGCCACCCAACGCCUAUUUAUCCGUAACCAAUGCUAGGGCCAACAGUCAGUCGAAGGAGAGCAGUGUGUCACCACUGGGCUCUGAAGGCUCUAGUCGUGCUAGUUUGGUGUCCCCUGGCCCUGUGUCUGAAGUAGGGCCACAGCCGGGAGGCACAGACAAAGGGAGUGGUGACAGUCCAGUAACACAGGCUCAUAACGAGAGCUCAGAGCAACCAGAAAGCCCUAAAGAAAUCCUGGACCUAGACAGUCACAAUGCUGCUGCCCGCCGUCGGACCACCCAACUUGCUCAGCAGCAUCCAACCCACUCUGCUGGACACAUGGCACCCGCUUUUAUGUAUGGUCCUCGAUCCUUGCACCCAGGGGUGCAGCCAGGCGGCAUCCCUCCUCCACAUAUGAUGUCUCAAAGCUGUGGAGUUGGGAACAGAGCUCCGUACCCUGGACAACCAUACCCAGAUCAAGGACGCUAUGCCGCCCAAAGACCUCACCCACACCUGAUGGAAGCUCUGCAGAGGCCACAGCAGCUGCCUUUCUCCCCAGGCCAGACACGAAUGGCCAUGUACAGACACCCCCGACCUGGUGGACACUUCCAGGGCAUGAUGAUGCAGCAAAGGGGGCUCGUCCCAGAACGCUUCUUACACCCAGGGCAACAGAUGAUGGCUGCUCCGGGCGGUUCUGGCAGUAAACAGGGAUUGUGACACACCUUAUGAUGAAAACAUGUGGUCAGCAAACAUCUGGACGUAGCAGUGAGCCAAACAUGUGCUGAGCAGAUGACUAAAGAGUUGACAGUUUGCUCAACACGCAUCUCCUACUGAUAUUCUUACACUGUGCUUAAGUUUUCCCCAGCAGUGACUUUAAGAUCCGACCAGGCAGCUGGUAUUACUAAAGCAAAUAUAAUGUGAAAUUUUAUUGGUCUCUGGAGGGCAAUUCUCUUCUCACUAGCUCCUCUCCAGACAGAGCUCGUAGUGGGGUACAGAAUGUCACUGUCCAACUGCUUGGGAUUCACAGACUUGCACGAGGACACUUGAUUAAAACGUCUGCUUCCCAUCGUGAGCGUUUUGAACUUUAAUCCUUCAGCUGAAGGGCGCCCUUUUUAACCACUAGGUCAACCUGUCAAACACAGGGGACACUGCCUUCAAGAACACUGGACAGCCCUCAUCUCUUCGAGCAGUUGAAACUUCGAUGAAUUAAUGGCCGCUGAACACAGCCUGCCUAUCUUGUCCAUUGACUGUAGGACACGGGGGCACUACUGAGAGGACUGUGAUAAAUAAGAAAAGGAACUGUUGUGUUUUUUUUUUUUGUUUUUUUUUUUACUAACAUCUUCUAUUUCAACCAUAUCUUUAAACUCAGGUGUAGAACUAGGAGGUACUACGAGGCUGUCAACUAAACCCAGUCAACUCACAAGCCCCUUGAAGUUGCCUUGGUUUCCUUUGUGAAUGUAUGAGCCAAUGUGUAGACAAUAAAUGCAGCACAAAAGUUGCAAGUGAAAGGACAAACCGCUCUCAUCAUCUGUCUGUGGCAUGAGCCCAUCUAGCCCGUUUUUCUGUCCGGUCUCCACCCCGACUCUAACAACGUUGCCCUCCUACUGGAGUAAACACACAGUAUAUGCAUCUUUCAAAGCUGCCUUCAUUUAUAAGAAUGUCUAUGACUAGCAGAGAGGAAGGGACAAGGAUGGUGCUGUUUGUGUCUCAUUGCACCCGAUUCUCUGUUAUGCACUAUGGAUUUUGUUAGUCAAGACAUCCUGGAAUUGAGUGGCCUUGGGUAGUCUUAUUCAUAUAUGUAUGAAAAAGUUUAUAUUGAUUACAACCCUUCACCGCGGAGACUUACCUCAGAUGAGGAUAAUCUAAAAUUCUCAGAUUGUGACAUAUCCCACUAGCUGUUAUAUGCACAUGCACAGAACAAACACACACAAAAUCUUCCUUUUUAUUUAUUUUAUAGUGUUACAUUCCCCCCUGCAUAUUUCUAGCUUUAGUUAAGUUUCUUCAUGCCCCUGCCAUUUGCAUGAUUGCUUCUUUGAGUGCUUCCUCCUCCCCAUGUCAAUACUAAGUGUAUCCUCAGGGUGUACAGUUUCUAUAUACGGGUAUUGUUCAUAAUUAUUUGAAGGGGGAGCAGCAUGAGGAAAAUGGGACUGCUGUUUGCUGCUACUGUGGCAAAUCGAUCCCUUUAUGAAGCUGUUGACUUUCAAGGGUCUGUAUUCCUUAAAAACUGGAUUAACACGCUGCCAACCUUUUUUUUUUCUUUUUAAUUUAUUUACAUUGAUUAAGUUGGUUCUAAUUUGCGUUAUUCAACAUUCCUCUUAAUUUGAUUUUGCCGUCAAAAUUGUUUUUGUCCUCUUUUAACAGCCAGCGUAUUUCAUUGCCACUGGUGUGACCUAUGGAGGUUUAAUCUUUUGUCUGCGACCGACUAGUGCAGUUUAGCAAUGGCAGAAAAUGAAUCUACCUCAUCUUGCCAGUCCGUGGCAUCUACAAAGUCCCUCCACUUCCUCUCUUGCUCUGCCAGUCUCCCAUGGCUCCACAUUUUAUGACCAGCUGAUCUGAAUUUGAACUGUUGCACCACUUUUUGAUUGUAGGCUUACAAAACUGAUAGUUUAACAGCCUUACAAUACUACAAUAUCAUCUUGAUGUGUCAGAUUGCUGUGCCCUGUUAUGAGUACUGGCCGAGAACAUUGACCUAAGGUGCUGAAAUGUAAAGUCUUUUUUAUGCUUCUCAGUUUUUUUUUUUUUUUAAUAUUGCGGAAGUAUGAUGAACAAUAUAACAUCUUAUGUCUGAAAUGUGACUCUGUACGGUGGUCUCUUAAGUUGUACAGAUUGCUUGUCAUCCCGUCUGUUGUCGAAAGACACUUGGGCAGUAUUCCAAUGUUAUGUUCGUAACGGGCCGCGUACAGUUAGUUAUAGCCACGUACUUUUUAAAGGCAUUGAAGGAAAUAACUGAGAAAGGGAGAUGGAAUAGGGAAAAGUUAGAAGCUGUGAGACAAUUUUUAUAAACGUGUCACACAAGAUUUGUAAUGAAUGAUUUGCUAUUUAGUUAAAAUAGGGAAUUGUCUGAAUAUUUGCUGAGGAAGAAGUGUGUUAAUUUCUACUGUCUAAUGAACGAGGACAGUGCUGUUUUUAAAGAUCUGUGAGGUUGUGAUGUUGUUGUUAUGGUGUACAGAGGUGUGUGUGUGUGUGUGUGUAUGUAUAAAAGCGUAUGUGUGAGUUUUUCUGGUGUGUAAAAUCAUCACCAGGCAAUUGGAAGUGUGCAUUCAAUUUUCACUUUUACUCUGCUGUCAUCUCUCUGCACUAGCGAAAACCAUUUAGGCGUGAUUAAAUGUGAAUCAUAUUUAUUUGCUCUUUUAAGAAUUUUUGUACAUUUUCUGACUUGUUUUAAUAUAAAUAUGUCUGUUCCCUUCUCUCUUGAUGUUGUUUUUUGGUGUUUUUUUUUUAAGCAGUUGUCUUUUACCUCAGUAGCAUGACAUUGAAAAAAAGACCUGUACCCUUCCCUUUUCAGUGACGUUUACAAGUUCUUAUCUGACUGACAUAGAUUAUUUUGGAAAUGGAAUGGAGUAUUUUCUAUACUGUACAUUUCUUAGAAAUAAAUAACUUUUCUCAAAUAA